AUGGGAUCAGAUCCUGGAGAGUCAGAAAGGAUCGGGAAACGGAAAGUGGGACGGGCUGCACGACGCUAUGCAAGGUUAUUUCUAAUUCCUAGCGUUAGAUCGCACUUCGCUAAGGACGGCCUUGUUUUAGUCUCCGCCAUUCAACUCCGAGUUCCCGAAGUGGCGACAUCCGAUGCCAAUUUCAACCUCCUUCACCCACUAGAACGUAUUCAAUUCCCCUCACGCAAUCUGAUCGGGUCGGUGCCAGGAGAACCAGGCACCAGGAGCGGGUUCAAAUGCAGGAACCAAAACGGGAGCUUUAGCCAGCCAGGUACGAUCAAGGCUGCUGAUCCAAAAGAAGAAAAAGAAAGGCAAUAUCUAGGCAUUACCUUUACAACUUCUAGCGGGGGUCAGCAAUCAAGAGUGGAGAAAGUGUCAUAUUUACGGGGUCCUGGAUGGGCUGGCUGGACCUCGUUAGAAAUUGAAGAAUUUGGUACCCGCCUCCGUCUGCACACUCCACCUGCGUCUGGACUGCACGAUUCGACCUGCAGAAAGACCGGAGCUGCGGCGACUGAGGGGAGAACUAGGGAUAAGUACUAG
This is a messenger RNA of Lindgomyces ingoldianus, 579 nucleotides long. RefSeq lists its product as uncharacterized. The record is from RefSeq and is a predicted model, not a curated record. Lineage: Eukaryota; Fungi; Ascomycota; Dothideomycetes; Pleosporales; Lindgomycetaceae. The transcript has 7 exons. Bases 1 to 579 code for a protein of 192 amino acids.